AUGAACCCUGAAAACCCUUGGUUGUAUAGGUGGCACAAGGUUAAGGCCUUGAAUUUUGACAAUGCGAGAUUGGCACUAGACUCGGGUAUGGAGCAUUUUCGAUGGCGCCCUUAUGUUCAAUAUGCUGAUAGGUUCAAUGUGUUUUAUCCAGAAAAUGAAACGUUGGUACCAUUAGAGACGGAUUUGGAUAAAAAACUAGUCCCUUUUGUUACAUGCUUGAAAGUUUCUGUGCUUGUUGGAGUUGAAUAUACUAUAAAGAAAUACAUGCCACAUAGAGUUGCUAUGCAAUUUGGAAUGGAUCAAGAUAUUCCAGGUUGUGUGCCUGAAUUUAAUGGGAGUAAAGAGUUUGCUUGGAGAAAUUACUGCAGGCCAAUAUCUAACGAUAAGUUGUAUUUUCCUGCUAGGCUUUUUGAGGGAGAUGUUACCACAAGUUAUGCAAAGUGGUGGAAGCAAUCAGUGCUACCGAAUCAACAUGAUUUUGCUAAGAAUAUUGUGCAGCGAAAGAGAAGUCUAAGGUCACGUCGUCUUGAAUAUGGCAAUGAUGCUGAUGUUCCUCCCGGUUUUCCUCCCAAACUUGGUGGCACUGUGUAUUCUGGAAAAUCCAAUGAUGAUGCUUCAAAUGCUAGGAAACGUAACGGUGAUGCUAAUGUGCCUUCUGAUUUUCUUUUAAAACGCUUGAAAACUGUUCCUUCUGGAAAUUCUGCUCAAGAUGGUUUCAAAGAUAAUGAAAAUAUUGAUGCUGAAGUUCCAGCAAGAUAUAAAAAUUUGUCCAACCAGAGUUCUUCAGCCUCUACUGCAGAUUACGAAAAUGCUAAAAGGAUGUCACCACAGGAAAAACUGGUUGGGAAAGAUACUGUUAACCCAUUGAUUUUGAAGGAAGAUCUUGAAGAUGCAAAUGGGAGAAAAGAAGCAAGGCUGUCUAUUGAGAGAGUGAGCCUAUCUGGGGCUCAAGGUGAAAGCUAUAAUUGUGUAUCAGGAAUGAAUGUAAUAGAUCUUGAACAGAGAAUCAAAAAACUGAAGACAGUGACUGAAAAAUUAAAGAUAGCAAAAUUUGGUUACUGUUGA
Vigna angularis (adzuki bean) is the source of this 1065-nucleotide messenger RNA. RefSeq lists its product as uncharacterized. The record is from RefSeq and is a predicted model, not a curated record. Bases 1 to 1065 code for a protein of 354 amino acids. The transcript has a single exon. Gene Ontology annotation, biological process: meristem development; meristem maintenance. Lineage: Eukaryota; Viridiplantae; Streptophyta; Magnoliopsida; Fabales; Fabaceae.